UGCUUCAUUGUCGUAGGACCUCCAGCUAUCCCAGCGGAUCUGCAUUUGCAAGCUCACGAUCGGGUGUCGAUCUCGCAACCCAACUUUGCACCCUCGCGCCCUACUCCAGAGCUCCCAUAGCAAUUGUGUUCGGCAGCGCUCGGAGAAAGAUACUGUCGUCUGCAGCAAGAAGACGACGGCAACACGCUACUACGAUCGUAAAUCGAACACCGACGACCAAAUCUCUGACGGCUGUUGACCCGCCUUCUCCGCUGGUUACGGAAGGGAGUGCAAUCGGCAAGGCUACGGACGAAGGAAUUGCAAGGAACAACAGCUCCUCUUCAGGAAGCCUCGACCCCCCUGAAAUUGGCAUUCCGACGUAUAUAUGAGCAGUCGCGCGGAACGAUGCCUCCCGAAAUGCAGUCGUUCUACACCCCUUCCACCUCCACGCACAUCUCCUCCCAUGCUCCGGCGGCAGUGGAUGAGCUAAUCAACAAAUACUCCUCCACCAUGUCGACCUCGACCUCCGCCGUUAGCCAUCUAUCCAUGAAAAAAUCCCACCGAAACGUCUUGCAGCGAAUCACAGACCGCAUCCGGUUAGAAUACUAUCGCUAUGAGGUCACAUUCGGGCUGUAUGUGAUGACCCCAGGCGAGAAACUCGUGGCCAACACCUUUGUGAUUGUCGUGCUCUCCCUUCUAUUUUGGGCGCUGCUAGUCUACUUCCCCGCUCUGCUGUACCAGAAGGCCAGCCGUCUUUUGUGGUUGUUGACGGGUGAGAACGGUGAGGAAAUGGGAGCUGCCUUGGGUAUCAUCGAUUCACACGUCAACUCGAUGUCUAUGCCUUCGAGCUAAAAGCACUUCGAUUGCGAAUGAGCUAUCAGUUUUGGUUUCGAAGAUCGCAUGACCAUGAUCCUUAUAUUUUUUAUUGCUCUUUUUGCGUGAUAUGCGUCUGCACUUUGCUAUUUUGGUUUGUGGAUAUCAGGAAUCAACAACGAAGGUUCCCGAGUGCCACCUUCAUCUCAUAUUUGCAAGUUCGAACCGGCGUUUUGGGAACUAUAUGAUAUACAACCGGUAGCGGCGUCUCUGCGCCGACCGAGCUUAAUGAUUGGAACGGAAGACAUCGGAAUUAAUGAG
Messenger RNA from Aspergillus homomorphus CBS 101889, 1113 nucleotides. Its product is annotated as serine palmitoyltransferase small subunit family protein. The record is from RefSeq and is a predicted model, not a curated record. The transcript has 2 exons. NCBI's taxonomy places the organism in Eukaryota, Fungi, Ascomycota, Eurotiomycetes, Eurotiales, Aspergillaceae. The coding region runs from base 385 to 831 and encodes 148 amino acids.